This is a messenger RNA of Meloidogyne enterolobii, 848 nucleotides long. NCBI's taxonomy places the organism in Eukaryota, Metazoa, Nematoda, Chromadorea, Rhabditida, Meloidogynidae. The record is from the annotation of a GenBank genome assembly.
AUGUAUAGCGACGCUUUUUUAAUUAUUUUUAUUGCGUUAUUUACUGCUUUGUUGGGAGAAGGACUUACUUGGUUGCUUGUUUAUAGAUCAGAGGAGUACAAACGUUUAAAAUAUUCAAUGGAAAGAAAAACAAAAAAAUUAGAAAAGAAAAAGGAAACAAUUGGGGCUGUGGAUCAGGGUGCUGGGGCUGCAAAUAGUGCUAGCAAAACAACAAAAAGGAAAAUUGAAAGGGAAGAGGAACGUUUAAAGUCUACGAAUAGAGAUCUUUCAAUGUUUCGAAUGAAGUCUAUGAUGGCAAUUGGCUUUGUCUUUACAACUUUGUUGAGCACAUUUUCUAGUAUUUUUGAGGGACGUGUUGUUGCUAAACUUCCAUUUGAGCCUAUUUCUUGGGUCCAGGGGUUAAGCCAUAGAAAUCUUGUUGGUGAGGAUUACACCGAUUGUAGCUUUAUUUUUCUCUAUAUUUUGUGUACAAUGACUUUACGACAAAAUUUGCAAAAAAUGCUUGGGUUUGCCCCAUCACGAACUCUUAGCCGUCAAAAUCAGGGUGGAUUCUUUGGGCAAAGUUCUCAAUCUAAUCAACUCUUUCGGUGAAUUUAAUGGAAGUUGAUAAUUGAUAUAUUAUUUGAUAACAAUUAUUAUAUAUUUUUCGUUCUGUCAGUUCAAAAUUUAAAUCCUCAAAUAGAUAAAAUUUUGCUCAUAUUUACAUUACAUAUGUAGAUUUCAAAAUGGCUGGUAGAUCAAUUGUGGAUCUUCCGGUGAUGACAUUAGGCCAAAAAAUUUAAAGUAUACGGUAUUUUUUCAUUUCCGGCACUAUUUAAAAUUCGAAAAAAAUUUUAUUAAAAAAAUUC